Messenger RNA from Sebastes umbrosus (honeycomb rockfish), 2463 nucleotides. RefSeq names its product carbohydrate sulfotransferase 11-like. Gene Ontology annotation, cellular component: membrane. Gene Ontology annotation, biological process: proteoglycan biosynthetic process; carbohydrate biosynthetic process. The coding region runs from base 417 to 1436 and encodes 339 amino acids. The record is from RefSeq and is a predicted model, not a curated record. Lineage: Eukaryota; Metazoa; Chordata; Actinopteri; Perciformes; Sebastidae. Gene Ontology annotation, molecular function: sulfotransferase activity. The transcript is spliced from 3 exons.
UACAGUUUGUUGAGGUGCUGCUGGUGUUUUGGGGAGUUAAGGGGUUAACAUGGAGUUAAGGGGUUAACAUGUGAAGCACCCGUUUGCUGAUACCCCCCCUUAAACAAACAGACCGGCUCUGCUCUGCUCUGCUCGGACUACAGACUCCACUACAUGCAGCCUGAUCCUGCUCCUGUGAACCGGAGAGAAACGGACCCACCGGCUCUCAGCCUGCAGCCCGGUGCCCGGUGCCCGGUGCUUUCUCCCGGUAACCGUCCGAGGAUGUACAGGAAGAUGAGCAGCAGCAGCACAUGUCAGCCAGCCGGAUCGAUGCUGCUGUCGGUCAUAAAGUAGACACAUAAAGAACUAGAACUGGUCAUCUUUAUUGUGCAUGAAGCCUGGCUCGGCUCGGCUCGGUUCGGCUCCAGAGACUCAGGAUGAGGAAACCCAAAGUGACUCGGAUGGGUUUAUCUUUGUGUCUGGGAUGUUUCAUCAUGGUCAUCCUCUACAUGAACAGCAGUCUGAGGCCAGCCGGGGAGCCGCUCGGUGAGAGGAGCAGUGGGCAGAAGUCGAGGAGGAGUCCUCUACAGACGCUUUACGACGGCGACCAGGUUGAGUCAGCAGUGCAGGCGAUCCAUCAGGGCCGACGGGAGGUGUUAGAAGAAGCCUGCCGCUCCUACACCCGCAAACGCAGAGUCCUGAUCCCCGAGGACCUGAAGCACGUCAUCGUGGACGACCAGCACGGCUUGCUGUACUGCUACGUGCCCAAAGUGGCGUGCACCAACUGGAAGCGGGUGCUCAUGGUUCUGACGGGCGUCGCCGGGUCCCACCGAGAACCGCUGGCGAUCCCCGCCAACGAGGCCCACAUCCCGGGAAACCUCCGCACUCUGUCGGAGUACUCCACCUCGCAGAUCAACCAGCGCCUGCGCUCCUACCUGAAGUUCGUCUUCGUGCGCGAGCCCUUCGAGCGGCUGGUGUCUGCGUACCGCAACAAAUUCACGCGGAGCUACAACACCGCUUUUCAUAGACGAUACGGCACAAAGAUAGUGCGGCGGCACAGGCUGGACCCGCAGCCAGAAGCCCUGGAGAGUGGAAACGACGUCUCCUUCGAGGAGUUUGUGUAUUACCUCGUGGACCCGGCAACCCAGCGAGAAGAGCCCUUCAACGAGCACUGGGAGCGCGUGCACUCGCUGUGCCACCCCUGCCUCAUCCACUACGACGUGGUGGGUAAAUACGAGACGCUGGAGCAGGACUCCCGCUAUGUGCUACAGCUAGCCGGGGUGGAGGACCAGGUCAGUUUCCCCGCCUCGUCCAAGAGCACCAGGACUACAGGAGACAUGGCGGCCCAGUUCUUCCACAACAUCAGCCCCUUCUACCAGAAGAAGCUGUACAACCUCUAUCGCAUGGACUUCCUGCUCUUCAACUACUCGAUACCAGCCUACCUCAAGUUUAGAUGAGGCUGGGACAUCACUCAUCCUUGAACAUGUGGAGCCUGGACUCUGGUAGCGGUUUGUUUUCGAGAGGUUUCUCUCUGUGUAGGCCUUACUACGGACACUGCAAAUACUCUUGAAAAUGUAUCCUGAUCCAAAGUAAAUACAUUUUUACAGACUGAAGAACUUGUGUACACACAGAGGAUACGAGUAGGAGAGGAGACGUUUCAUCACAAGAUGACAGUUGUUGCCUCAAGAAGGCAAAUUAUAUUUUACUGUAACCGGUGAUCCGGUGGAUGUCGGUCACUGCCUUUUGAAAGUGUGAAAUACCGUUCGACUUCUGGUUUAAUUUAAUUUCGGUUGUCAUCUGCUGUUUCAAAAGUGUAAUUUGCACAACAAAUGGAAUCUGCAGUUACUUAAUGAACAACCCGGUCUCACUCCCGACUCGUCAAAUACCAACGCUUGGUCACUGGCCUUCAGCGUCUGAUACCGACACACCGCGGCACCCUUUAGCGUCUGUAUGAAAAGCAGCACGCUUUCAACUAACUGCAAUGUAAACCCAUCCAUCAUUAUUAAGACGCUCAGAGAAAACUGACGUAGUAUAAAGAGCGUGAAAGGUGGGUAGAGUGGGAGUCGAGGUUGGACGGGGUCAAACAAACACAGGACUUUCACCCUGUUUGUGUGCCGUGUCAACAUUGACCAUAGUUUUGUUACCUAACUUCCGUACUUUACCAACGGCAGUGUUACUUGCCGUGCUGUUGUGUGUUAUGUGUUGCUGCUCUCUCUCCUGUGUCUCUCCAGGUGCUGCCCCACAGUGCAGCAGCAGUGAGUGGUCGCGUGCAGGUGUGUUUAAUCACUCAUCAGGGUCUGGAGUAUAAAGGAGCUGGAGACAGCUGUGGGCGAGGCCAGUGAGCCAUUACGCAGAGGCAAGGAACAUAUAUUGCCAAGAAGUGAGAGUCAGUUGUUCGUUCCAUUGCAACGUCGGCGCCCAGCAGCAGAGCUACGCUUCUGCCAUUUUGGACUGAAAGCGACUACCGGAUGCCAGUAAAACGUU